UGUGAGCAUUUUCCAGUUAGCAAAGUACUAGUAUUGUAAUUUUGUAAAAUUAAAAAAUAAAUAAAAUAUACACAAACUCUUGCCUAUAUAAUGAUUGGCACACUAACACUACCUAGCUCACACAUCUUCAAAUUCAGUGAUAACAAAAUGGUUGAAGGUGUUGGUAGCUCUAUGGGGUUAUCAGAAAAGAAAAACCUCAUAAUCCAAGUCAUCACAGGACGGUGGUUUGUAGUGUUUGCUUCCUUUCUAAUCAUGUCAGCUUCUGGAGCCACCUACAUGUUCAGUAUUUACUCCGGCACCAUAAAAAGAGCCUUAGGCUAUGACCAAACAACUCUUAACCUCCUUAGUUUCUUCAAAGACUUAGGUGGUAACCUUGGUAUUUUCUCUGGUUUAAUCAAUGAAAUCACACCACCUUAUGUUGUUCUUGCAAUGGGUUCAGUUCUUAACUUUUUUGGUUAUUUCAUGAUUUGGUUAGCAGUGACCAAAAAAAUUUCAAAACCAAAAGUUUGGCAAAUGUGUCUUUAUAUUUGUAUAGGUGCUAAUUCUCAGUCUUUUUCAAAUACUGGUUCACUUGUUACUUGUGUUAAGAAUUUCCCCGAAACACGCGGCGUUGUUUUGGGGAUUUUGAAAGGUUUUGUUGGUCUUAGUGGUGCUAUUAUCACACAACUUUAUUAUGCUAUUUAUUUUGAUGAUCCAAAAGCUUUGAUUUUACUCAUUGCUUGGCUUCCUGCUGCAAUUUCCUUUCUUUUUCUUCGAACCGUUCGAUAUAUGAAACCAGUUAGACAGACCAAUGAACUUGAUGUUUUCUAUAAGUUUUUGUAUAUUUCACUUAGUCUAGCUGGUUUUUUAUUGGUUAUGAUUAUACUACAGAACAAAUUGUCUUUUAAACAAAGUGAGUAUAUUGGAAGUGCUUCUGUAGUGCUUAUUUUGUUGUUCCUACCUAUUGCUGUGGUUUUCGUCGAACAGAAAAAGAUUUACACGAGUCAAAAACUUGCAUUUGUCGAUCCAUUUUCGGUUAAAAUAGUAACCGAUCAAGGAGCAAAAAAUGGUGAUAAUAACAAUGCAAUGGUUAGUGUUGAAGAAAAAGAAACUAGAUGGUGGCAAAAUAUUUUUAGUCCACCAGAAAAAGGUGAAGAUUAUACAAUACUUCAAGCACUUUUCAGCAUAGACAUGAUAUUGCUAUUUUUUGCUGGUACCUGUGGUGUUGGUGGAACAUUAACAGCAAUUGAUAAUUUGGGUCAAAUUGGAAUAUCACUUGGAUAUCCAAAAAAAAGUAUAAGCACAUUUGUUUCAUUAGUGAGUAUUUGGAAUUACCUAGGAAGAGUUUUCUCAGGUUUUGUUUCAGAACAUGUUUUAACAAAGUACAAAUUUCCAAGACCACUUAUGUUAACAUUAACUCUGUUUUUAUCUUGUGUCGGUCACUUAUUAAUAGCCUUUGAUGUUCAAAAUGGUCUUUAUUUUGCUUCAGUAAUCAUUGGUUUUUGUUUUGGUGCACAAUGGCCAUUAGUUUUUGCCAUAAUUUCAGAGUUAUUUGGUUUGAAAUACUAUUCAACUUUGUACAACUUUGGUGGGGUAGCUAGUCCAAUUGGACUAUAUUUCCUUAAUGUUAGGGUCACUGGUCAUUUAUAUGACAAAGAAGCUAAGAGACAAUUGGUUGCAAGAGGAGUACCAAGAAAAUUGGGUGAGGAAUUGAAUUGUGUAGGAGCAAGUUGUUAUAAAUUGUCUUUCAUUAUUAUCACUGCAGCUACUUUGAUUGGUGCUUUUAUUUCACUUAUUUUGGUGGCUAGAACUAUUCAGUUUUAUAAAGGUGAUAUAUACAAGAGGUACCGAUCGGAACCGGUGGAAGUUGAAGGUGAUACGGCUGAGAUGAAGGUGGUCCAAAGUGGUGGUGAAAGAGGUCAAGAUGAAGCAAAAGCUGCAGAGAAGUAGUAAUUCGUUGAUGUAGCUAGGCUUGAUUAAUUAAUUAUGCUUGGUGUUGAUUUUUAUUAGUAUUUCUGGUUUGGGCAUGCAACAAUGUUAAAAGGAAGAGUUUACCAUCCAUUUUGAUUUCACAAGACUUGAAGAAUUAGUCUUUGCCAUUCCACACGCAGAUAAUAUCCGGUUUAUGGAAGAAAAAAAUGUAUAUGAUUGGUGUUGAUUUAUAAGUAAAUUCCACAACCACCAGGACAAAGACUAGGAGGAAAGAAAAAUAUAUUCAGUCCAUUUUUUUUUGUCUCUAGGCCCACUUUUUUUUUCCAUACACAUCUUUCAAUGAAUUCAUGUGAUAAAUAUAGGAAUCAAUUAUCAAUUAUAAAUAUCUAAUUUUGGCUGUGUA
Messenger RNA from Trifolium pratense (red clover), 2314 nucleotides. Its product is annotated as protein NUCLEAR FUSION DEFECTIVE 4-like. Bases 91 to 1929 code for a protein of 612 amino acids. NCBI's taxonomy places the organism in Eukaryota, Viridiplantae, Streptophyta, Magnoliopsida, Fabales, Fabaceae. Gene Ontology annotation, cellular component: membrane. The record is from RefSeq and is a predicted model, not a curated record. The transcript has a single exon.